Molecule: messenger RNA, 1862 nt
Organism: Zingiber officinale
Lineage: Eukaryota; Viridiplantae; Streptophyta; Magnoliopsida; Zingiberales; Zingiberaceae
Product: GATA transcription factor 26-like
Exons: 5
Coding region: 356-1573 (405 amino acids)
Biological process (GO): regulation of DNA-templated transcription
Molecular function (GO): zinc ion binding; sequence-specific DNA binding
Source: RefSeq, a predicted model, not a curated record
AUUCCCUUCCCUUCUGCCCAGCCCUUGGAUUGCACAUAUUCUAAUCUACUCUCCCACCACUUCACCCUGCCAUUUUUUUCUCGCUAGUCUCUUUCCCCUCUCUCUCCUUGGUGCCUUCUUGGACUGGAGAGAAGAAUUCUGGAGCUUUGUGUUGGAAAAAAAAAAGCUCUUGUUGCUAUUAUCCUGUCGUGAGCGAUUUUCAGGACUCUAAAGUGAUGUUGCCAAACAAGAUAUUAUAGAAGAAUACCUAAAUUUAGCACAAAUUUUUACAUAAAAUUCAGUUUUUUUUUCCCUUCUACUUCUGUGAGGAUUUCUAUUGGAAUUAGCAAGUGGAAGGGAAAAGGAAAGAGUGCGAAUGGGAAAGCAAGGACCUUGCUGCCAUUGUGGAGUCACAAGCACUCCACUCUGGAGGAAUGGACCGCCCGAGAAACCUGUUUUAUGCAAUGCAUGUGGUUCCAGGUGGAGAACCAAGGGUUCAUUGAUAAACUAUAUACCACUACAUGCUAGGGAAGAUUUUGAUGCUGAUGAGUUAAAAGCUCCAAAACUUGGAAGUGCAACCUUCAAACCUAAAGAACAGAAGUUGCAUAAAAACAAGCAAAGCCCGUGUAAAUUGGAAAGUGAAUGUGAAAUGCAAUUUUGGGAUCAGAAUUUCUGUAAAUUUGUGGAGGGUGAUACAAGCAAUCGAUCAAGUUAUGGAUCAGCCAUAUCAGGUUCAGAAAGUUGUUUAUACUUUGGCAAUGAUGAUGCCAUCAAGGUAACAGGUUCAGUGCAAUCAAAUGUCUGUGAUUCAUUGGUUCCUUCCUCGGAAAGAUCAUUUGUUACUCACCCAAAGCUUUCUGUUGAGAAACUCACAAAAGAAUUAUAUUCGAUAUGGCAUGAAGAACAGGCUUCUAAUCAUUCCAGAACCUCAGAAGAUGAUCUGCUUUAUAGCAGCAGUACCCCACUUGGUUCGAUCGAGAUUGGGUAUGGAAGUGUACUCAUUAAAACUACAAGUUCAAAAUCAAUAGAGGAAGAAUCAGAAGCUAGCUCAUUUCCAGCGGAUAAACCAUACAUUACCAAUGAUGCUCUGUCUAAAAAGAUUGAUGGGGGAAAUGAUAGACUAAUCACUCAAAAUCUUCCUGGUCUUUCCAAUUUGCCAUCUCUUAAAAGGAAGCAUGACAAGCAAAAGCAGAUCCAUUCAGAUUUGAAGAGUGCUGUGAAAAGUCCUAAACGAGUGUGCCGGUCUGGGGUUAUGAACCCACCUUCAAAAUGCUCAACUCAGUUGGACUCCUGUCUGCUCGCCAAAGUAAUUGAUGGUCCAGGGCAAUUUGCUCACCAUGACAGGGUUUGCUUCAGUCCUAAAAGAGUUGCUUCAGCUCUUCCUGAUAAAACCUCCACCUUCUCAUCUCCAAUACAGUUCAUUGCCGACAGCUCUGAAAGUGACAUGCUUCUAGAUAUUCCUACAGGCACAUCAUUUGCGGAAGCAGAACUCCUGUACCAUCCAUGGAUGAAGAAAGCCAAUCAAGAUGGAUCACCAACCAAAAGUGUCAUUGACAUAUCUGACAUCCCAGCUUCUAGUUUCACCAAUAAAUAGUCAACAAGCAAUAAGACUAGUGUAGCCCGAUGACUCAUUUCCCCUUAAAGUACACUGAGAGCUGACAAUUGCAAUGGCGUGGGCUAGUUUCUUUCUUGUAUAGCCUGGCAAGGUAGUUGUAAUAUAACUAAGAGUUAAAGAGCAUUUGUAUUUUGUAUAAACGAUGAAGGAUUGGAGUUAUAGAAUUUGUCUGUACUCCAAUAAAAGAAUGUAAUACUCAUCAACUAGCUCUUUGUCAUGCAAAGUGCAGAGUAUGACUAACAUAUUAAUGCCAUUGUCGAUGACAUGA